This is a messenger RNA of Clunio marinus, 384 nucleotides long. NCBI's taxonomy places the organism in Eukaryota, Metazoa, Arthropoda, Insecta, Diptera, Chironomidae. The record is from the annotation of a GenBank genome assembly.
AUGAUGUCAUCAAAUAAUGUUCAAUCGCAUCUGCUUGAAAAUAGAGCAAGAAAAGUGCUUAAAGCUGCAUUUAUGUCGAACUUUUAUUAUUGCAUACAUCUCAGGGUAACACGUUCAAAGUGUGUUAAGCGGUUGAUAAUCGAAGCAAUGUGUGGAAAUGACGGUCAGUGCGUGUUCCUAAAUGAAAUGUCUCUUCCCUUGUCCCAGAUGGCCACUGAUACGUACACAAUGCCAUUACUUGUUGGAUGUGAAAAUAGACAGAUGCGAUGUGAUGGAAAAGCGAAUGAUAUUUGGGAAAAAGGAAGUCAAGCAUUUUUUUCUGCUCAUCAUCAUCAAUUAUAUCGAAAUCUUACAACUCAUGCUUUGCUGACUUUCAAAUGCUGA